UUUAUACAUAAAUCAUACAGUAUUUACUACGUACUAGUAUUUUAUCAGAAAGAAAGGAUCCCAAAGUUUUUACAGGUUAUUCAAAUAUGGACUCUAUCGCUUCCACAUCCAAACCCAUUACAUCAACCCCUGAAAGCUCCUUUGACAUUUCUGGUGGGUGUCGGGCAUUUAUAGAACCAGACGGGGUUGAAGAACUUUUGAAACCGUUGAUUGAGGCUGGAAGUACAUCAAUAUGUUUUAGCAAUUGUAGUUUUGGAUUGGAAGCAGCCGUUAUUGCUGCUCCCAUAUUGUUGUCUAUAAGUGAACAGCUGACUGAAGUUGACUUAUCAGACUUUAUGGCCAGGAGGCCUGAAACAGAAGCUCUUGAGGUCAUAACCAUUUUUUCCGAAGCCCUUCAAGAAUCUGACCUCCGGUAUCUUAACAUCUCAAAUAAUGCAUUAGGUGAAAAGGGAGUUCGGGCAUUUGGGCAGCUUUUAAGAUCACAAUGCAAUCUUGAAGAGUUAUAUCUGAUGAAUGAUGGUAUCUCAGAGCAAGCUGCCAAAGCCGUGUGUGACUUAAUCCCGUCAACAAAAAAAUUAAAAGUUCUGCAUUUUCAUAACGAUAUGACAGGUGAUGAAGGGGCAAUUUCAAUUGCUAGGCUUGUGAUAAAGUCUCCGGUUCUUGAAGAUUUCCGUUGUUCAUCCACACGGGUUGGUCCUCAAGGGGGAUUUGUGUUAUCUGAAGCACUUGGGAAUUCUACUAAUCUGAAGAAACUUGAUCUUCGUGAUAACAUGUUUGGAGUUAUAGCAGGGAUUGCUUUGAGUGAGAGUCUUCUCGUCUUUUCCAAUCUCACCGAGGUGUAUCUCAGUUACUUAAGCUUGGAGGACGAGGGUACCAUAGCUAUAGUUAACGCUUUAAAAAAUUCUGCAUCUGCCCUUGAAGUUCUUGAGAUGGCUGGAAACGACAUUACAUCUGAAGCCGCCCCUGCUUUGGCAGCUUGUUUGACUGCUAAAAACGCUACCUUGACUAAAUUGGUUUUGUCUGAAAAUGAAUUGAAGGAUAUAGGUGCCAUAGUGAUUGCCAAUGCACUUUUUAAAGAUGAGUUUGGAAAGUUGACUGAAGUUGACCUGAGUACUAAUGAAAUCAGAACUGCUGGUGCCCGUGUUUUGUCUCAGGCUGUUGUUGGUAAACCAUGGUUUAAGUUGUUGAAUAUAAAUGGUAAUUAUAUAUCUGAUGAAGGUGUUGACAAUUUGAAAGAAAUAUUCAGGAAGUUCCCUAAUGUUCUUGGUCCGUUGGAUGAUAAUGAUCCAGAAGGUGAAGAAUAUGAUGAUGAUACAGAAGAUGAGUUGGAAUCGAAACUCAAGGAUUUUCAAAUCAAGUAGGAGGAAUAGUGUUGUGUUUCCUUAUGAGCUUGAAUUUAUAGUUAUAUGAUAGUAAAAGUGGCUUUUAUCUUAUUCAGUUUUCCGAAUCUAGUUGAGAAUUAAGAUGGAUGAUAUAUUUUUGGCACUUCAA
Erigeron canadensis is the source of this 1491-nucleotide messenger RNA. RefSeq names its product RAN GTPase-activating protein 2-like. The coding region runs from base 87 to 1361 and encodes 424 amino acids. The transcript has 2 exons. Gene Ontology annotation, molecular function: protein binding; GTPase activator activity. Lineage: Eukaryota; Viridiplantae; Streptophyta; Magnoliopsida; Asterales; Asteraceae. The record is from RefSeq and is a predicted model, not a curated record.